UCCCAUCUCUUUCCAUCAACACACAGUCGAAUUGUAAAAUCCAGCAUUUACAAUUUCCUUCUUCAAAAUGGCAUCAAAGAAAGUGUUGAUUGUGUAUGCACACCAGAGCUCUGGCUCGUUCAACUCUGCAGCCAAAGACGCUGCGGUGGAAGUUUUAACUGCUAAGGGCUGCACAGUAGAAGUAUCUGACCUGUAUGCCAUGAAGUUUAAGGCCACUGCUACAGCUGAGGACAUCACUGGAAAAGUUAAGAAUGCAGAUCACUUCUGUUACGGAGAGGAGACCAAACUGGCAUGGGAGGCAGGAAAGCUUACUGCUGAUAUCACUGAAGAACAAAGCAAACUCACUGAGGCUGACCUUGUCAUUUUUCAGUUCCCCAUGUACUGGUUCACUGUUCCUGCCAUCAUGAAGGGCUGGAUGGACCGGGUGCUCACACUGGGCUUUGCCUUCACCCACGAGAAGCGCUACAGCCAGGGAAUCUUCAAGGACAAGAAGGCCAUGCUCUCCUUCACCACUGGGUCUCAGGAGUCCAUGUUCAGUGCAAAUGGCAUUAAUGGAGACAUGAAUGUCACUCUUUGGCCACUGCAGAAUGGUAUCCUGCACUACUGUGGCUUCCAGGUUCUGGCUCCUCAGAUCUUCUGGGCCCCGUCUCACGUUCCCUCUGAGGCACGUGGUACCAUGCUGGAGGGCUGGCGCACGCGCAUGCAAGGCCUCCUGGGAGAACACCCACUUGCUUUCACUCCCUUGGACUGCUUUGAUGGGGAGAAGGGUUACCAGCUGAAGCCUGAGGUCCAUGAGAAACAUGCCGCCAAGGAGUUUGGACUGACCGUGGGGAUCCACCUGGGCAAGGCCCUGCCACCCAAUAACCAGAUGAAAGCUGGAGUCUGAAGAGUGAAUGACUGUUGGUGUUUUUAUGAUGAUAAAUAAAAGCUGGUUAAUAUGUUCUGAAUUUCUGUUGAAUACUUGGUAACUGUAUUGUAGUUCAAAGGGCUGGGGUUUGCAUAUACAAUAAAUGGAGCCAAUAAAUCAAGUAAAGGACUUCUUGUACUUCUCAGCAUUGUACAUUUAUUUAUGUAACACUUUGACUCAUUCAGCUUUAAUGGCAAUGCACACAA
Gymnodraco acuticeps is the source of this 1113-nucleotide messenger RNA. RefSeq names its product ribosyldihydronicotinamide dehydrogenase [quinone]-like. The record is from RefSeq and is a predicted model, not a curated record. Gene Ontology annotation, cellular component: cytosol. NCBI's taxonomy places the organism in Eukaryota, Metazoa, Chordata, Actinopteri, Perciformes, Bathydraconidae. The transcript has 6 exons. Gene Ontology annotation, molecular function: NAD(P)H dehydrogenase (quinone) activity. The coding region runs from base 68 to 886 and encodes 272 amino acids.